This is a messenger RNA of Ooceraea biroi (clonal raider ant), 1055 nucleotides long. RefSeq names its product prefoldin subunit mgr (gene mgr). Gene Ontology annotation, cellular component: prefoldin complex; cytoplasm. Gene Ontology annotation, biological process: protein folding; tubulin complex assembly; microtubule-based process. The record is from RefSeq and is a predicted model, not a curated record. Lineage: Eukaryota; Metazoa; Arthropoda; Insecta; Hymenoptera; Formicidae. Gene Ontology annotation, molecular function: tubulin binding.
CCAGCUCGGCCGUACGAGCGCUUGUGAAUCUCAUAGCACACUAUAGCACAGAAGAUUCAAGAUGGAGGUUGGUGACAAUAAAGUGGAGGACGAACUGGGCAAGGAUAAAAAAUCAUACGCCGGGAUCCCGGAGGCUGAUUUUGUCGACGAUGUCGAGGCCUUCAUGGCGAGCCCGGAGAACGAGUCCGUCGACAAGGUACUCAGGAGGUUCGACGAGAGCCUCGGCAAGUACAAGUUCAUGGAGUACAAUCUGACCAACAAGAGGAGGCACUUGAAGGCGCAGAUACCGGACCUGGAGAGGUCCCUGGAGAUGAUCGAGAAGCUACAGGCUAUCAAGAGCAACAGCAACACCAUGGAAACACAGUUCCUGCUAUCCGAGCAGGUCUACAUGAAGGCGGUGAUACCACCCACAGAUAAAGUGUGCCUGUGGCUGGGCGCCAAUGUGAUGCUAGAGUAUACUUUAGACGACGCGCAGGAGGUACUGACCAAUAACAUCGAGGCGGCCAAGAAGAACCUGGGCUACGUCGAGCAUGAUCUCGACUUCGUCCGGGAUCAGUACACCACGAUGGAGGUGAACAUCGCGCGCAUCUACAACUGGAACGUGAAGCGCAGACAGGCCGCGAAGUCCACAUGAGAUAAUCAAACUCGGUCCGGCUCGCAUGAAAUUCUCGCCUAGAGCCCGCAAGGGCGUCAUCAUCCAUCACACAUCAUGAAGAAUCCAACUUGCGACGUGUAGAACAGCCGACGUCGAUAUUCCUGAAGAACAAAAGACCCGGAAAAUAAUUUCUGCGAAUCCUUCGUGAAUCAAUAUUUAUUACUAUGUCACGCAUCGUUGCAAGUGUAUAUGGAUUUUUAAAUACGUGUCUCGUGCACCGUCGAUGUAACACUAUAUCAUUUAUGAACUUAUAGAUCGAUCAUAUAUGCAUUUACGUAUCGCGACGAUCGAUAAAUAAAAUUAUCCUCUUCCGUUUUCAUAAUUUUGCCAUAACAAUAGGGAUGUCAGAGAUGUAAAUGAAUCAAGCGCACACUCAAUAAUACAAGUGUCGUAAUAAACG